Molecule: messenger RNA, 1347 nt
Organism: Moesziomyces aphidis
Lineage: Eukaryota; Fungi; Basidiomycota; Ustilaginomycetes; Ustilaginales; Ustilaginaceae
Source: the annotation of a GenBank genome assembly
AUGCCGUGCUGCCGCUCGCCCCGAUCCUCGCCCAGGGUCUUGAUCACCACCAUCGCUCUUUCCAUCCAGCCGUCUCUCGAGCCUCGCGCCGCAUCCACCGCGCUCCAUCAGCCAAAGCUCGAGUGGCAACACGCCGACGCCCGCUCGCAUCGCUCUCCGCUUUUCCCCCGAGCGCCAGGUGCAUCGAACCUUGCUCGUGUCGCACGUCGACGCGCCAUGUCAGCCAAGAAACGCUCCCGCGCAUCGUCCAUAGCCUCCAGCGAGAUGCACUCGAACCACCACUCGCCAAGCUCGAGUCACAUGGGUGCCAGCGGCGGAGUGGGUGCCUCGUCCAGCCGCGGGGCCAGCGCUCUGCCGGCGUCGGGCCCGUUGGUGCACGCAUCGCAAGACCUCGACGACUUCCAGGCUUCCUUCUGGCGCUACCAGAUGGACCUUGUCGAGCAGGGCGGCGAUGCAGAUGGCAACGUCGUCGACUUCAAGUCCGGCUUGCCUACGCAGGGCCAGCUGCCCCUGGCUCGCAUCAAAAAGGUCAUGAAGGCCGACGACCAGGUCAAGAUGAUCUCGGCCGAGGCGCCCAUCCUCUUUGCACGCGCCUGCGAGAUCUUCAUCUCGGACCUCACAUGCCGCGCCUUCCUGAUCGCAGAGGAGCACAAGCGGCGCACCAUCCAGCGUUCGGACAUCGCCGGUGCCAUCGGCCGAUCGGAUCUGUUCGACUUUCUGAUCGAUAUCGUGCCGAGGCACGAGAGCGUGCCCAGCAGCAGGCUGCCGGGCGGAGGUGCUGCGAAGCGUGAAAAGACGGGCGAAGGCAAAGGCGUCGGUCGAGCGAGCGCCAGCAGGCGGCCGCAACAGCAUCAGCCACCGUCGCAGCUGCAGCACUCGCAGGACGCCGGCUCAUACGACGACUCGGUGCUGCAUGCCGUCUCGGGCGCCUACGCAGAUGCAGAAGGCGCAGCGUCGGACUCGCUCAACAUCCCGCACACGGGUGGUGCAAGUGCACCGCUGGACGCGGCGGCUAGCAGCAGCGGCAUGGCACACUGGAUCCACGACACGUCGUCCGCCGACGAGCACUCGUCGCAGCCCGACGUCGGCUCGCACGCGCACCAUUCGCAUCACUCGCACCACCAUGCCUCGGCACAGUCGCAUUCGCAACACGGCACACACAGCCCGCACGAUCUGCACCACCACCCCCAUCCUCACCACCCUGCACUUUCACAUGCCGGCCAUCACUCGCACCACCACCACUCGCCGCUCGACUACGUCGCCUCCAACGCCGGCACGCCCAACAGCAUCGGCGCCGGCAGCGCAAACGGAAGCGCCUGGUCACACACCUUUUCCGGAUUCUCCUGA